Hydractinia symbiolongicarpus is the source of this 1685-nucleotide messenger RNA. RefSeq lists its product as uncharacterized. The transcript is spliced from 4 exons. NCBI's taxonomy places the organism in Eukaryota, Metazoa, Cnidaria, Hydrozoa, Anthoathecata, Hydractiniidae. The record is from RefSeq and is a predicted model, not a curated record. Gene Ontology annotation, biological process: nuclear protein quality control by the ubiquitin-proteasome system; proteasome localization. Bases 97 to 1194 code for a protein of 365 amino acids. Gene Ontology annotation, cellular component: nucleus.
AACCAAGUUCACAAAAAUUCAUUGAGAGAAGCUAGGCAGGCAGGCAAGUUGCGUAAAACGUUGUUAAUUCAAGAGACAUACCAUACCUAGUCGAACAUGCCAUUACAAGACAUAACAAACAUGGUAACUAAAAGUAAUUUAGAACCAGAAAAUUCAUUGUUGUCUGGGCAGGAGAUAAUGUUCUUUACCUCACCCACUAGAACAACAACGACUGCCACAACAACCUCUCCACCUCCUGAUCCUUCAACAUCCUUUAUUUUUUCUCACCCAAUGCCUUCAUCUCCAAGACAAUUAUUUCCUCAGAGACGUAUAUUCAGAUCUACUUCUUAUGACAGCAGGAGUAUUGCUUUCAGGAGGAGAAGAAGUUUACCUUGUAGCAGCAGCAGACAAAGAAGCUCAGAAUCAUCCUUUUCUUUUGUGGAUCAAAACAUGUUUAGUGGUAUAAGUAAAAAUGAAGAGUCUGAAUUGGAUAGCGUGUUUGAUAAAAGAAAUUCUGAGUCGGACGCAGUGAACUGUCAGUGUCCGUCACCAUCUUCUUCCAGUGACGAAGAAAGUGAAUUAUUUGUAGAUUUUUCCCCAGGCGAACCCAGUGAUGCAGAUACACCAAUUAUCAAGAAGAAUAGAAAGCGUUUGUCUGCACCAUCAUCAACAGAGCAAAGCAAGCUUUUUAAAAAGUUGCAUUCAAUUUCAAAAAAUCAGUUGCUUGAUCUAGUGUGUGAUGUGUCAAAAAUAUCAUUGAAUACAGGAUUCAUAAAAGAAAGAGAAAAAUCACUGAACAGCAAUUUGGUUAUUCGAUUGCAAACUUUGCUGAGAAAUAUUCAUCGAGCAUUACCAGAUCGAGUUUUUGGUCAGACUCGAGAUGCAGUAAGUUUCAAAAGAGUAGAAGUCCACCUGCUUUUAUUCAAGCAAGAACUGUUACGACAGUGUCAUCGCAUGUAUGAACAAGCAGAAUGGAAAGAUUUAGUAGAAUAUAUUAUGCGGUCCUGUGAAUUUGUUCAUCACUUGCCAAAAUGGGAAAACACAUCACAUAAUUUACACAAAGAGCAAUUAUUUAGAGUUAUGGCAUCAUACAUUAGGAAAGCAAAAAAGCUAGCAAAUUUUACACAGAGCUUUAAACUGGAUCUCAAAGAAAAGUUAUCAAAAAACAGCCAUGGUCACCAAAGUUUGGUAAAAUUAUGUCAAGAAUUACCCUGAUCGUGUUCUGAUAAAGUGAUAUUUACAAAUGAGAGACAAUGUGACGUGUAGUUUUUUUAUUUAUGAAAAGUACCGAAGUUAAAAUAUUGAGAAUUUUUAAAUGUAAGGAAGACUAUAUAAAUUGUGAAUUGUAAAAUAUUUAAGUAUCAAUUGUAAUAUAUUUAUAUUUGCAAUGUAAAAAACAAUUUUUCUGCGAUUUCUAGGUUUCAAAACUUUAUUAUUUUUUAGUACAUCUCUUCUAUGUUACAGAAUGAAAUGUGCUGGUUUUUUCCAAUACGCUAUUUAGUUAAUUUUGUGAUAUGGGUACAUGAGUGUCGUGCUGUAUUUCAGUCUUUGUUAUAUAUCGUUGCGUGUUUCUUUUUUACGAAAAUGUCCAAAAUAUUUACUACGAAUACCCAGUGUGUAAUUUUUACGAAAUAUAUUUUUCUUGCGAAUCAAUCUCAGGAAUUAUUGUAAUAUUUCACAGAUCAAGACAAAAUCCCUUUCUUAAA